UCUUGUGGGGACCUCUGAGGAGCCCAAACUUUCCAGUGGCACCUCCACCGUCAGCUGCCUGCACCUCUCCACCACAAAAAGGGGAAAAGCAGAACAGUUUUGUGUGCAUCAUCCAGUGUUAGUGUUGACCUGUGUUUGAGCCAGUUCUCCCCUCUUUCUUUUUUUUUGCUUUUCUAGUGAAGAGGCCCUUAGACAAAGGGAAAAAGACAAGAAGAUGAUCAGUCUACUUUCCUUUGUGUUGUUCUGUCUGACCUUUGCCAACAAUGCAUACACAGCAGAAAGUCGGCACAAAAUCUUUGCCAACCCUGGAGACAAUGUCACCCUGCCUUGCCGGCUGACACAUAACACCGGCUUCUCUUUUGGUGGAACGGGGACCAGAAUCAAGUGGAUCAAGCUUGAAGAUGCUUUCAAUGAAGUCGACGUGCUGGUCUCUAUGGGCUUCCAUAAGGUGAAAUAUGGACGCUUCCAAAACCAUGCCCACCUCCAGGAGGCUGACGAAAACGAUGCCACCCUGAUUAUUAACAAUCUGCAGCUGGAAGACUUUGGCAUGUACAGGUGUGAGAUCAUUAGAGGCAUGGACGAAAACAUUGUUGAAGUGGAGAUUCGAAUGCAAGGGGAAGCAUCACUCUCUUUCACAGGGGUUGUUUUCCCAUACUCCCCUCGUCUGGGUCGUUACAACCUGAACUUCCAUGAUGCUGAGACGGCUUGCCUAGAACAGAACGCUGUGGUGGCUUCCUUCGACCAGCUCUACCAAGCCUGGAAAGGUGGGCUGGACUGGUGCAAUGCUGGCUGGCUGAGUGACGGAACCGUGCAGUACCCCAUCACCAAACCCAGAGAGCCCUGUGGAGGAACGAGGGCCGGUGCUGGACUGAGGAGCUAUGGUCAGCGGGACAAGGCCAACAGCCACUUUGAUGUCUUCUGCUUCACUGGUGGAUACGAUGGUCAAGUCUUCUUUGUGGACCAGAAGCUGACCUACACCGAGGCUGUGCAGGCCUGCCAGGACGAUGGAGCUGAGCUCGCCAAGGUUGGGCACAUGUUCGCUGCCUGGAAGCUGCAUGGUUAUGACCGCUGCGAUGCUGGCUGGCUGUCAGAUGGCAGUGUUCGCUACCCCAUCUCCAGGCCCAGAAUGAAGUGCAGCCCGACGGAAGCCGCCGUCCGCUUCAUUGGAUUUCCUGACAAGAAACACAAGCUCUAUGGUGCCUACUGCUACAGAGCUCACCAGUGAUGGUCUACCAUCACUUUAGCUCACAGAGCAACCAAUGAUCAGCAACAAACAAGCAUCAAAUCUGAAACCAGUGCAGUCAAUUAGUAUGAACUACCAUAAAAACUGUGAAUAUCUUAUAUUCUAAAGCAGUGGAUUUCAACUUUGGUCCUUGAGAUCCCCUAACUUCCAUAUUUUUGUGUUUUCCAUGUUCUUAUGCACCCACUUAAACACAAAAGAACAACUUGUACAUUACCUGAUUAGUUAUAUCAAGCAUGUUAGAAAAGGGAAAACAUUUAAAUGUACAGUGGAACUGUGGUAUCAUUGUUGGGAACCACUGCUCUAAUGGAAGAUAUUGAAAACUGUUUCAUAAUGCAACAUUCCAGAUAUUUCAGAGUUAACUUUCUUUUUCAUAUUAGUUUCUACUGAUUGCUGGGCAACAUAUCUCUUCAGUUAUAGCAUGUUCAAUAUAUUAAUUGAAUUUGUCAGUCUAUAAUGAGGGAAAAACUAAAAAAAAUUAGCUUGAAAAUUGUAAACUUGACAAUUUGUUUUGGCUCGCCUAAACAAAUGGCCAGUGUAAAUUUCGCAGCCAUAAUAAUGAUUCUUCCCAGUAUAAAAAUGUCCUCAACACUUGUUUGUUGUUUGAACACUAUGAACUGUGACCACAUUGCAAUGAAAUGUAAAGUGAAUGUAUGGAGCCUAAACUAUCACCAGGCCUAAUAACUAAUUGGUUGUAUCAUGACACAUAAUCGUCAUUUACUUUUCCCCCCUGAAAUUUUAGAGCCUGAUAUUCUUCAUAUAUUUUCUUCAUGUUAUAUUUGUAAUAUUUCUCAAAUUAUGUUUCUUUCCCUAUCAUUUGCAUUCUUAUUUGGGGAAAAUCACUUUUUUUUCCCUUUACCCCUUAUCCUUGAAGGAGCCAUGGGAGGAUCUCUGACAAGUCCAGUUUUUUCAAUAGUGAUAUUGGCCUAUAAAAGGCAGACUUGGGCAAUACUUUUGUUCAGAUGUUUUCUUCCCAUCUUCCCAGCAAAUUAGUCCAAUAUAGUCGUGUCACAGCUGGCACAAUUUCUUUAAAGUAUGAAGGUCUGACGAGCUGCUGGCGAUGCAAUGGAUUUUGGAUUAUUGCGGAGAACUGCAAAUGCAGUUAUGCUGCACCCAGAGGCACAUGAAAUCUUCAAUAGGACCCAGUUGCUUACUCGCAACAGCACUAUGAGAGACGUAGCUUGAGAGGUAAAGUUGCGGUAUUGAAGGUAUGAACAAAAUGUUGUUUCUGAGAAUUUGCUUUGCAAUGCCACUAAGCAACUGAUCACCUAAGCUUUAGGAAGAAAGGAGGAAGAUUUCAAUAUAAAGCAUAUUUACUAUUGUCAUUCUUAAGUUUGAACACAAGUUUCCCAGACGUGCACACUUAUGAGUAAGGUGGGCUUGAUAAAUUGCAAUUAUGCUGUGUUGAUGUACGGACUAAGUUACUUGCCUUUGAGAGCCAGAUACGUUAAGCAUUUUCUAUUCUGUUUCUAUUGACAUGUGGGUUUGUUUUUGUGAUGGGAAGAAAACUCUACCUGAAGUUCCAUUUUAUACUACAAAAGCCACAAUGCACAUAAACAAAAGUGCUACUUUUUAAAACAAGUACUGUUUCUUUUUAUGCACAUAAUAGAAACAUUGUUUUACUCUAAAAUGCAGUGUACGUUUUUUUACAAAUGGAAAAUAAAAACCCACAAAACUGAA
Molecule: messenger RNA, 2920 nt
Organism: Colossoma macropomum (tambaqui)
Lineage: Eukaryota; Metazoa; Chordata; Actinopteri; Characiformes; Serrasalmidae
Gene: hapln1a
Product: hyaluronan and proteoglycan link protein 1a
Exons: 4
Coding region: 215-1225 (336 amino acids)
Biological process (GO): cell adhesion
Molecular function (GO): hyaluronic acid binding
Source: RefSeq, a predicted model, not a curated record